AUGGACACCCUACUGGCCAGAAUCCGGCGCAUACGACGGCUCAACGAACUCUCAGAUACGUUUUUGUUGCACCUGCUAGCCAACACCGACUAUGUGCCAGACCGAGUUGCAGCCGGCGUUAUUUGUAAGUAGCAAUGCACUUUUAGACGUGUUUUAGAUGUUAAGGUUCGCAUAUUUUAGCAUGCCACUUGAGUUUUAUACCCAGUUGUUAUUGUAGGUUAUGUCUGACUAAAAGUGCAUAAAAUAGACCUAAAGCUUUUUCAUUUCUCAACAAGUUUUAUUAAAGUUUAAUGCCCUUUGGACGAACUAAUUACAUAGCUAUCGCGUUCCGUGCUUACGCACACGGCUAGAAUUACGCCGAAAUGUCCCGUAAACAUAAUGCAAAAUUUGGCUCAAAUUGUAAAUGACAAAAGGAUGCGGGAUUAGAGAGCAGAAUAAACCUUAAACCACCCACAAUAAACAAAGCCCGUUAUCGAUAGUGGUCGUAGGCUAUCUAUCGCCGCCUCCCGACCAAUUUGACUACACAAAAGGACUUUGCAUUUUAAAAUGGGCUCCUCGUGUGCCGCGGCGGUGUUCAUUCCAGAUUCCUACCAAAGCUCAAUUUUUGUCAUCCGUUCGCCCUGUGGCCAUAAUUGGCCCGGACAACGUAUUUGGCCGCUUCUCCGGGUUCUUUUUUCGAAUUUUUUGACCUCUCUAUCCAUGAGCAUAUUUCCGGUAGUGCCGCAGGGCCCCGAACACCAAUUUCCCACAAACCUGGCUCCUGUUUUGGGAAAGCCUUUCAUUUAUUGACUUUGUGGCCAGCCAUUUAACGCGCUUUAAUUAAAACAAUUCCCCCUUUCAUAACACACCGAAUACAAAUAACCUGUUUGUGUUGCAGUGUUCCAGCAAGGCGAGGUCGUGUCCUACUGGUAUCUGCUCCUCUCCGGCGAGGUCGAAUUGUAUCUUCCUUCAGACCGCGAGGUGAGUCUCCUAAUUCGACCUCAUGCUUCUGACUAAUACCCCUUGAUUAACGUUCGUUUUAGACCGGAUUUCUGGGCCAACAUCUCACGUUAUUGACAGCCGGGGCAUUGUUCGGAGAGCUCAACCUUUACCAGCACUGUUGUUCAGCACGAGUGCACAAGAGCGCAGAGUUUGUGCGGCUCAAUCAAACACAGUUCCUAUCACUUUACAGCGUCAGUUUCGAUUAUAUGUUAGUCAACAUGUAGUUUGAAAAACUUAUGACUAAAGUUUGCAUUUUUUGUCAUAUCUACUGUUUCAACUAAUUUUUUACAAUUUAGAAGCACGCCGACCAUCUUCAGCCUUACAUCACAGUAAUGGAAGAUAUACCUUCCACACCUCAAGGUAAGUGCUUUAAUCAUUAUCAAAUUUUAACUUAAAAAAUGUUUUAUCAUCAUUUCUUCUAGAACCCAUAGAUCCAGAAGUACCAGAACCAACACCGUUCCAUUUAUUACCCAAACCAAACAAGAAAAGUCCCGAAACCAAUGGUACCAGUCACCCCAACUACGCCUUGACUUCGGUACAAAGACCAGCCAACGAUGUAUACGACUUUGGCGCCAUGACUUCUGAGCUCCUUCCAGACCUCGUGGCCAAAGAAGUGCCAUUUAAGAGUAAUGGUGUUAAUAGUGCGAACCCGCUGGAGGCAACCGGCUGGGAACCGCCAGUUAAUUUGUUCGAGCUGAGUAGCUCGUUGACGUUGGAUGCGAGGAUAAUGGAGGCCGGGCAGCUAAUCAAACGGGUCAUGUACUAUAGAGCACCAAACCUAAUACGGGAGCGGCAAAUGAGACGCGGGGUAGGGCUAGGUUGAGUAAAUGUAUGCAUGACAUUACAGGACAAAACAGAGAUAUUUCACAAUGCUAUGUCAGGCGCCGAAAUUACCUCCUGGCUGUAUUCCUUGUGGCAACAGUGUACGGUAAACCCGGCCAAGCAACCUACGCGGAUUCAGAUGGUCGGAAUCUGGCAGACACUACUGGACAAUCAGAUAAUCAGUCACAGUAAGCAAGACACUAUUCAAGACUAAUCAACUUAAAAAGUUUUUGAAUAAAAAAAUUAAAUUUAGUCACAAAUGAAGAGCAGUUCAAGGACAAACAUGUAUUCUACAAAUGGACUAUCGCCAAUGACAUGUUCGAAGACUACUUCAUCAACAGACUCACCUACAACAACAUGCAGUUCAUGCCGAACAGUGAACUCGUCGAGAUGCCAGAUCCCUACUCGUUACCUCCACCAGGCUGUGAAGCUCCAUCAGACGACGAUCUUCUCCAAGUCUUGUUCUUUCUCAGCACGAUAGGCCUGGAUUCUUUGUUCAAAAUCAUCCUCACCAAACCGUAAGUGCCAUUACAGUAGUCUAAAUUCAAAAAUACAUUAUUAUCUUACAAUAACGAUCAGCAAAAUGUAAAAUGUUGAACGCGAAAAGUUUUAAGAGACAUUUAAGAACACGUAACGUAGUAGUUGGCCUUUCAACAAUGCUAUAUAAUGUUACAGACCUCACGAGAGAUCCAACGAAGAACUGGAGCUGGUCUUUGAAGAACUUUUGCACGUCAAAGCCUUGUCCCACUUAAGCACUAUGGUGAAGAAAGAGCUAGCUAGAGUGAUCGGCUUCGAACAACAUCAACAUGCGGGUACCGUACUCUUUCAUCAAGGAUCAGAAGGUCAGAGCUGGUACAUCAUCCUCAAAGGAAGUGUGGAUGUUAGCAUAGCGGGCAAGGUAAGACCAUAUAUACUUAAUAUAAAUGUGUAAAAACUGGGCGUAGCAACUAAGAUUUGGGUCUUGAGCUUCGAACAAGUCUUAUACCAGCUGAUCUCUAUGUCAACGUAUCUCAACUAGAGAAUGUAGUCUAUUUUGCGUUUCCAUUAGUCUCUAUGUCAACUUAUGUCAAGUAGGUACUCCUGCCCAUUAGCUGCAUCAGAUACUUGGAAACAAAAGCACGGGCCUUACUUUGUUUGAGAAGCAGACCAUCGAUCAGACGGUGAAAAAAGAAGCGGCGCGCGAGAGUCUCCAGAAUAAGUGCUUGAAGACGCUUAUUGUUCAUGAGUCUUAUUCACCAUUCCAUCACCCGUCUUCGGUUGCGCAAUUCUGGGAAUGUAUGAUGGUGUUGUUGUUGGUUAAUGUGUGUUUUCUCUUUGAUUGACCCAUAUUCAUUUUAUAGGGUGUUGUAUGUACUCUGCAAGAAGGCGAUGACUUCGGUAAGCUGGCAUUAGUCAACGACGCUCCUCGCGCAGCCACCAUCACCCUCAGGGAUGACAAUUCCCAGUUCCUGAGGGUCGACAAAGAGAACUUCAACAGGUGAGACCUUAGCCUUUUCGAGAGCUACCUAUAGCGAUGUUAACCACCUGACCCGUUUAAUAUCAAUUCUGAAGACCUUUUUCAGACUUUAGAUGUUUUUGAUAUCUAAUCGUUUUUUGUUUUUAAAUUUGAUUGUAAUAUUACUGUAGCAAAUUCAAACAGCUGUCUCGAACAAAAAACCCGAAAACAAUGUUAUUGUAAUCUUUGCAGAAUCCUCCGUGAUGUCGAGGCCAAUACAGUACGCUUAAAGGAGCACGGCCAAGACGUAUUGGUUUUGGAGAGAAUUAACUUAAAGUUCGACGAGACACAACCCGUAAACAAAAAUCAAUGUUGGUAAGUCGAUAGCGAAGCGUUUGUAUCUAAUUUUGUUGCGUUCGUACUUAAAUGCGUUUUAAAUUUCCUACCAUAAUAUACUAUAACUAAAUUAAAUAUUCAAAAUAAGCUUAAGUUCAUACAUAAUAGUAGGGUGAACCGAAAAGAAUGCAACACUUUGAAUCGUAUAACUUGUCCUCUUAUUUUGAAAAACCAGCGACAUUUUUUUUUGUUGUAGCCAGUUCUGUAGAGUUUUUUUAUGGAGAAUCGCAUGGUAAAAGUAAGUUUUAAAAUUGAGUUUGUCAAACUUUGCCGCAGAGUUUUUAAAAGAUGCUACGAUGUUCGAUUUUUGCUGCUACAUUAUUAGAAGACCAAGUCAGCCCAAAACGCUGCCAAAACGAAAUGCGAAUUUGAAGGAGAAUAUGUUGUGAGUAAAAAAUGUACUUCAGCCAGAUGGUUUGCCAAAUUUGGUGCCGGUGCUGUCAGCCUGGAGAUCCAACCUAUACCUAUUGAGCCGAGGCCGUGGUACAAGAAAGGAACCGAAGAUUUGACAGAAAGUUGGACCAAAGCAAUCAAUUCUAAUGGGCUAUAUUUUGAACCGUAGACAAAAAUAAUUGUUUUAAAUUUUAGCUGAAAAGUACAUUUUAGACGUAGCAUUCUUUUCGGUUCACCCUAAUAAAUAAACAAGUUAACUAUAUAUGUGUAAAACCUUAAAUUGGCAAUAUUUCAGCUACUCGGUAAUGGCUGGGCUACCCGAGAAGAUGAUCGAGUACGUACUGGAAACACGAAUCGAUGCUCUCACAAGUAAUGGAACUCUAGACACAUUCCUCGAAGACUUUAUCCUCACACAUAUUAUCUUUAUGCCGUCCAACAUUCUCUGCAACUACCUCAAGAACUACUAUGCUACGAGAGGUGACAUUGUAAGUAACAAUAUCAUUUUGACAUUGAAAAACUAUAUUAAUAUUAUUUUCUUCUUAAAACUACUUAUUGUCAUUUUAGACAACAGCAAAUGGCACCAGCUCGAUAGGGUCAAACGAGAUAAUCAACGAGAAGUUAACGGCCAAACGACGAGUAAUAACAUUCAUCACAAUAUGGGAGUUUGUGCUCGGAAUACACUUUUUUCUAGACCCCGUAGCCAACAGUUUUGUGGAAGUAAGUUGGCUGACUACCUACACCUUUUGCAAUUCUACCAAAUUAAAAAUUAUCUUCGAAAAGUAGUAUAAUAUAAAAUCAAAACCUUUAGGAAAUGUACUGUAGUGUGAUAGAAGACGCGAAUCUGCUACCAAACAUGGAAUCGAUCGUGCAUCAAAUCAGUAGGAUCAGAAGAGCGCGGGAGAACGUAAUGAUAAUUCUGUCACGUCACCCAACCUGUGUCCUAGAUUGUGGAGUCUACAGUUCAGAUGCCCCUGCUCCAAACCCGAUUCUGCCGAUAGAUGUCUGUAACCAGUGUAUCUACUUCUCCGACGCCACGAUGAUAACAUUGUCAGUUAGGAUGAACAAAUCUGCCUCUGACAUUGUCAAAUUGACUCGUGGCAAAGUACACUUCGACCACGACGACCUGUAUCUGGUUGAAGUCAAGUCCAACGGAGAGAGAGUUGUGUAUUCACCAGCAGAAAUCAGCGUGACAAGCAUGAUAUCACUCAACGGAAGAUUGUACGUGGUUACCAAGGAAGAAAUAAACAGUCUGGUAAGCUUAGAACACAGAUAAUAUUACCUUCCAGGUUGAUAGGAUACCAUAUUUGCAUACUAAACCUUAAACCACUUAUUCAGACAUCCAUGCCCAACCAAGCUGGCCCUACAGAACCCCCAAACCCAACAGUAUUGGAGAUGUACAGCAGCUCGGACUUGGCCCACCAGUUGAUGACCUUCCACGGCCAACUCUUCGAAGCCACAGACGAGAUCGAGUUGAUAUUCCAAGUGAUCGGCCGAAACAAGUUCUCGGGACGAUCACCCACAAAUCUUGACAUCCUACUACGUCGCUUUAACGAAAUUCAGUUUUGGACCACGACUGAAGUGCUUUUAAGUCCAACGACAACAAAAAGAGUCGCCAAUCUCAGGAAACUAAUCAAAACUGCCGUAUAGUAAGUUCCCUGACAAGGAUAAUAUAUUUAAAAACGUCUAUUUUAAUACCUUCAUACUUAUAAAUGUGUACUCUAUACUGUUUUAGUGCCAAAACCAACAAAGAUCUCAUGUCAUUGUUUGCAAUUACUCUCGGCUUGAGCAAUAUCGCUGUAAGUAGACUAGUACAACUUUGGGACAAACUACCCAGUAAACUGAGACGACAGUACGCUGAAUUUGAAGCCCUACUAGACCCCUCCAGGAAUCACAGAGCCUACAGAUUACUCGUAGCCAAGAUGGAACCCCCAGUUAUACCAUUUGUACCAUUACUACUCAAAGAUCUCACUUUCAUGCACGAAGGCAACAAGACCUACUUUGGAGCAUUAGUCAACUUUGAGAAGAUGCACAUGAUCGCGAACGUGCUCAGAAACUUCAAAGGAUGCAAAUCCAGAGGACCUAUCGUAGCAGAAUCUCAAAAGAAAGUCAUCAACAAUCUAAUUAGGUAACAUAGCCUACUAUAACAUGUUACUCUUAAUUUUACAUCAAUCUAAAGAUUGCAAAGUUUUAAAAAGCGACUAUUUUAAAUAACAACAAUAAGUGAAUAAGAGUUCAAUUUCAGGAACAUGAGAGUUAUCGACAAUCAGAAGCGCCUUAUGGAAAUUUCAUAUCAAAUAGAGCCUCCGAAUAGAAGCAAUAGACCUUAAUCCCUUUCACUGAUCAUCCUAUAAGCUUAAAGUACCUUAGGCCAUGAAAAAGUAUUUAUAAAGUGCCAGUCUCGCCAAAUAGUUCCGAAUCCGAAACUAGCUCGCGAUUCAAUGUUGUUAUUACCGGUUUGAUAGAAUUAUAUUUGUUCCAAUAAAUUUUUAAUAAUUCUGGGGUCUAAUUACUACAAAAACAACAAAAUAAUACAGAAAAAUUACUUGUGAAUACAUAAAAAAAGAAAAGUAAGAAAUAGCAAAAACAAUUUACUGAAAAACAGAAUUUUGUCGAGCAAAGAAAGGACACGUUUCACCGUAUAACUUGUCUUUUAUUAAAAUGUUUUGCAAAUUUUAUAAAAUUCCUGACUCAAGGUUUGUACAAUUGUUAUACGUCGCGAAAUGUGCAAAGGAAAUGAGUACUCUUCCUCAUCGAAUUGAUGGAUCUAACCUUAUCUUAUCAGAGUUUUGUUGUUAUAUUGCUCGAAAUGAGCCCGUGAUAAUAUCGAACGCCAUUGAAGGCUGGAAAGCUUUCGAAUGCUGGGUGAAACCGGAUGGAAAUCCAAACUGGAGAUCUUUGAAGAAGGUUUUUGGUGAGGGAAAGUUCGCUUUAUCUUUAAUUUUGUAGGUAAUGUGCAGGUCCCAGUCACACGAGACGGAAAAUGUGACCAAACUAAAGUAAACUUCGACGAGUUUAUUGGUAAUCUAUCUUCUGAUGCAAAUUGUCCUUUUUACUUGAAAGAUUGGCACUUUGUAAGUUGUCUUUUGUUUUUAUUACGCUUUUAGUGUCAAUGCUCGCAUGAAAAAUGGUAUCAUAUUCCCGACUUUCUGAAGUUGGACUGGGUCAAUAACGUCAAAAAAGUUGAAGAUGAAGACGUUUUCAGAGGAGACUACAGAUUUUGCUACAUUGGAGGCAGUGGCACGUGGUUAGUUAUCAAUAUUACAAAAUCCAUCCAGUUAUUAGGUUUUCUACCUUAAGUACACAUAGUAUAUUAAUAUUGUUACGAAAUCAGGUAUCUUAUAAUAAUUGGUUGUUUUAGGACCGGCCUUCAUUCAGACGUCAUGAACUCCUACAGUUGGUCAGCCAAUAUAUGCGGGCGUAAAAGAUGGAUUAUGUUGCCGAAAGCUGUGACUAAAAUAGGUAAUAAUUUGUUAGAAGAGAUCGAAGAUAUUAGGAAGGAAGAUUGGAAGUCUGUCGGAGGAAUAGAAUUUGAACAAAUUAGAGGAGAAAUAGUGUUUGUCCCUUUUGGAUGGUAUCAUCAAGUUCACAACGAGGGAGUGACUAUUUCUAUCAACCACAACUGGUGCAAUCAUUUCAAUGUUAAGUUUGUGAUAGAAUUGAUGUUCCAGAGACUAAAGGAUGUGAUAAAAGAAGUUAAGUUGAUGGGGAAAGACGCAGACGAACCUUUCGAGAUGGCAGAGGUACUAAUUUAAACGUUCUUUUUGAUAUACAAUUAAUAACGACACGCAUUUUAAUAUCAUAUUCUAAAAGAAGCAUGAUAAUUACACGUUAUGUAGAUAGUGUUAGUUGUAAAACGUUUUUACAUGUUUUCAGAAACUGCUGCGUGACGACUACGGGUUGAAUUUGCGAAAUGCUCACAAACUCCUGGAUAUUAUGUUAGGUUCCUCUGCCGAAGAACUCCACCUAGAUAAUGAUCUCGAGAUCCUAACGGAACAUAAGUUAAUAUGCAGAUCUUUGUUAUACCAGGUUGUUGAUCAGGAAACUGAGUUGGGAAACCUUUUGAAAUGA
This is a messenger RNA of Bursaphelenchus okinawaensis, 8095 nucleotides long. Lineage: Eukaryota; Metazoa; Nematoda; Chromadorea; Rhabditida; Aphelenchoididae. The record is from the annotation of a GenBank genome assembly.